GGUCUGUCUUUCUGUCAGCCCUUCUCUCUGCCUGCCUGUCUGCCUGCCUGUCUGUCUGUCUCUGUCUGCCUGCCUGAAUGUCUGCCUGCCUGUCUGUCUGCCCAUCUAAAUUAGACGUAUUAUUGGCCCUUUACAGCUCAACAGCUCAUAGACAAUUUGAGGGCAAGCUACUGUUAAUGGAUACAUUUCCUGUAUCAGCGAGUUACUAUGCGGGAUAGUCAUUUUGUAGGCCUUAUGAUGGAGGAAGUCUUGGUGAUCAUAGAGUCUGGAUAAACAAUAACUGGAUUUGCAUUUUAGUCACUGCUAAUAUUGGCAAAUUGACCUAUUUACCAUUAAGUCGGCUUCAAGGAAGCAGCAAUAUAACACAACUUCAGGAAGGAGAAUAGGCACUAGGCAGGGACCCCAGUCACCUACACAACAGCCUGAACUCCUUAAGGCGAAGAUCCAACAACGUGCUCUUUAGGUUUCUUAAGGAGUUUGAUUGAUUCAUUAACAAGAUUCAUUAACACCUCUCUCAUUGACAGGGUGUUUUUUUUUUUAUUAUUGCAACAUUUUCUGUGAACUCUGUGAACUUGUACACAAAAAUAUCUGUUUCUGAAAUGCUGGAAGCAGCAUGUUUGGCAUCGGCGGUUGUACCAGUUUGGGAAUUGCUUAGAUGCAUAUUUCCCAUUCUUAAACUUUGCCAAACAGUAACCGGACCUCUUGACCCUUUCUGUGUGCUUUAUGUAUUGAGCAAAUGUGCCUGCUUUUCUGCUUAUGUGUUUAUGUGAAUAAAGCAGUUAUCACUUCGAAUUAAGGAUUUGUACACUGAUAGUAUUAUUGACUGAGCUAAAACCUUUGGAAUACAAAGUUUUAUAGAUACAGUGAUGUGUCUGUUGCCAGUAUAGAAGCAGAUUUAUGUAGAUGGUGUUGAUAUUUAUUAUUAACUUUGCACUGGGGUGAUGCAUUUGUAACCUACAUAGUUUUCUAAUGACCUGUCUGGCAGAUGGCAUAUUUGUCUGGAAUAAGAAAACUGUAGUUUACAUUUAGAGAUUUUUCACAAGGGAACAGAUGGGUUGAGGUCAUAGAGCCUUACACCCGCCCUAAACUGGAAUGGGAUUGGAAAGUUCACUACUUUUUUGUUUACAUGCUAAAAGUGCAUCUGUCUGUCAUUCAUAUCCCUCUAUGCUGCCCUCAGCAGGCUACAGAGCAUAGAACAGAGUAAACCUGUUUUAAGUGUAAAAACACAAUGUUGUAACUGUCACCAUUCUGUUAGAAUUUGUGUUUGGCAGCUGUUUAACCUUAAUCUUUUUUGCUCUUGAAUGGAAAUGACAAUUUAGAUGAUAUAUACAAACAAGAUUUUUGGCUUUAAUAUGAUAGAUAUUUUUUUUUAUAUAUUUCAUUGAAGAAAAUACCAGACUUCUUGUUCUUUUGAUUUGAGGGUGAAUGUUAUAAUUUUACCAGCUGUACCAUAAUCUUAGUACAUUUUUCUUUAUAAUCGUGCAAAUUGCACACACUGAAAAAAUUCCUGAAACUCCUGAAGCAUUUGUCAUUUUUCUAACUUGGAAAACUUUGAGUCAGGCAGGCCAGAAUGUAAUGCUAACCUCUUCCUCUAUAAUCUGUUGUCUAAUUUCAGCUUCCUUGCAGAUCAAAAGAUUGUCACUGACUUUGUUCAUAGCACAGAUAAUUUUUCCUUUCUGAAACACGCCCUGAUCAUCUUGCCUCAUUGACUUGGCAAAGAAUAGACCUUCAGUUAGUUACUGCCGGAGUCGGCGUAGAAUCGGGAUCUCUGAUGACUCUCUUGUUCUCAGUGCUGUUGUGAUGUUGAGUAUCAUGGGAAAAUUGAAAAGACUUUCAUCUGGGACUCCCAGAAUGUGAAUGUGUGGAAGUCUUUCGGUUUGAUCAGGCUGAAUUUGAUUUCAGAGCUGUGGCUGGAUCCUCUACUUCACUAUCUAUGCUUUGCCUAUUUCGUUUACAAUAUAGAACCAAUAAAAUGGCUUUCAAAUAGCUUUGGCACAGCACAUUUGGGAUGGCACAGAUGCCUCUUUCUGCUUGUAAUAUCCCCUUAUCAUUGAAAUAGGAGAUUUAAGGAAAGCAGACAUGUUUCAAAUGUAGGAUUUAGUUGCUCACUGUCUCAGGUUUAUUUGAGUCACAUGUUGAUUGACAGGAAUUGAAUAAGGCAAAAAGAUGCACAGUGCCACUAUUGUUCCUCCACCACGUGCUAUCAUGAGUCUGGCCUCCCUUAGGGCCAUUUUCAGGCUAUAAACAUUCAUUUUUGAUAUUGGGAUUUUCAUUUGAUUUCUCGUUUUUGGAUUGUGUUCUGUUUGUUCCCUGUGAGCAUCUGUUCAGCUUGGGGCAGGAUGUUUACUUUAUGUUUUUAUCGUAUUUGAGGUAAUGACUGCUAAUUGCCUGUCUUAAUGAGCGCUGGUCGCAUAGUCCUGCCCGCCAGCCUCUCGCUGGCUGCCACUUCAGUGUAGCGGGUCCAGCGAGACACUAUGGAGCUUCUAGGAGCCUUUUAUCGGAGAAAAUUCCGAAGGAAACAAAAGAGUUUGGAUCUGUCAGAGGGGGCACUAUGCAAGUCUCCCUCCGAGAGCAGCGUCAACAGCCUGGCCACCGGGCUGAUCUCAAAGGUCCUGCGGAUGACGGCAAGACAGAGUGGGUCGACUUCUAGACCCCAUUCCUGGCAUUCGACCAAACUUGGGGAGGGUCAGCAGGACCCCAGCAUGAUGCAGAUAUCACAGAGCAGCGUGGCUGCACCUUGGCACCAUAGCUACCACUCCAGCCUCUCCACCACCGACCUCUCAAGCUAUGAUGCUGGCUUCCUCAGGAAAAGUCCAGACCAGUACAGCUCACGAGGCAGUAUGGAGAGUUUGGAUCAUGGCCACCCAGCUUAUAGCUCCUGUCAUCAACUGUCCUCCUCCAAGUCCUCCAACAGCAUUGACCACCUGCACAACAAGAGGGACUCUGCCUACAGUUCCUUCUCCAACAGCUCCAGCAUUCCUGAGUACCCUCCGUCUGGUCCCUCCUUCAGCAAGGAGCGCUCCUAUUCUAUGGAUAGUAUGCUAUCACAGCGUGGGCCUGAAGGUGUGCGACAGGCAGACAUGCGCUACGUCCGCACGGUCUACGAUCCCCAGCAGGGUAUUUCAGAGGAGCAUCAGGUCAGUUCUGCUAAGGUGCUACGCAACAAUGAGGGCAGGACGCACGCUGACGUCCGGGGAGGAAUGACGGGUGCGUCGGCAAACCAUGCGUUAUGGGGUCAGACACAUGGCCGGAACUCCUGUGAGAGCCUGAAAGGGGGACCACCACCUCCACUUCGCAGUGAUAGCUAUGCUGCCAUCAAAAACCACGAACGGCCGAACUCGUGGUCUAGCCUAGAGCAGACUCGAUCUUUAAGGGCUUCACAGAAGGGCUUCUGGCAUCAGAACAGUGCCUCGUUCCCCUUGGUGAAGACAUUCGCGACAGACGGGCAGCUACACACAGUAGUAGAAAAGAGCCCCGAGAGCAGUCCCACAACGAAGCCCAGGCAGAACUUCCCUCAGACUUCACAGACCGGGCACCCAAUGCUGCCUACGGGCAUCUAUCCUGUGCCGCAACCGGAGCCACAUUAUGCCCAGGUGCCCAGCUGCUGCCCGAACUCAGGCGGUAUGUGCCCUGCAUUAGCUAAGGAGAGCGUGUGUUCCUCCUACAGAGACCAGGAGAGGGAACUCAAUACAGAUCAGUCAAAAACGGAGAAAGAAUGCCAAAGUCAAGCCUCUUCCACUGCCAGCCAACCCACCAAUGCUGCUACUAAACCCAAACCACCCAUGCACCAUGACAGAAGAAGGCCUGACGAUUCUGACACCAAAUGCAGUCACUAUAGACCUCAUUUUAAGACCGGUGUAGAUGGGUAUGGCAUAUCCCAAAACCAAGAGGAUGGUUACAGGCACGUAUCACAGAACCUGAAUCAGGAGAGGAGAGAUCCAUACACUAGAGUUAAACCAAGGGAAGAGAAGCAGAGACCCUCACAGGGCUCUGAGGUAUGCGCACAGACAAGGGAGAAAGAGGAAAUCCAGGCAAAUACCUGGAACCAUCCACUAGAGAUCACUCACCUUCAAAACAAACCAUUAUCUACUGUGGCCCAAGAUGAAUUUAAUUGCACUCAGGAAAUGUAUGGAAGACCCAGAGAUAUUAGUGUUCCAGCCUCCCAUAGCAGCAGAGGUGACACUGCUCACAGCCAGAAAAACAACAGUAUGAGGCGAGUUUUACCUAGACAGAGCAGCGAUUCUUCAUUGCAGAAGCAAAAGCAGCAGGACCAUCCACUGACCAAGUUGGAGAAUGCCCUGAUCCAGGUCCAGAAUUCAGCAGGUUCAGAAGCCUUUGUGGGCCAGUGUAGCACUCGGAGUGAGAAGGACGAGAGCGACGCCGUGCACCUCUCAGUCCUGGAGAAGGUGAGCCGGUUUGAGCGGGAGCAAAAGAGGUUAUAUAGCCACAGUGACGUCCUUCCUAACAAGAGGGCAGAGCCAAGGGGAAGCUCCAGCCACAGCAGAACACAGAGCUGGAGUGUGGAAAGGAAAGACAUUGUGCAGCUGGAGGACAAUAAAGAACCCCAACAAUACCCAACACGACAUCGGAUGUGUGGAAAUCAAGAGCCCCCAACUAGAAAUCCACACAACAAACCCAUGGUGAUCCAACGAAGCAAGAGCACUUUUCAGUUGGGUGGAAAUAAUGAAAAGGAAUUCCACUGGAAAGAAGACCUUGAGGAAAUCCUAGGUACUAUUCAGGACGUGUCCUACAACAGGACCUAUCGAGAUAGCAUCAAAGAUGCACAGUCAAAGGUUCUAAGAUCAACUUCUUUCAGACGACGAGAUCUUAGUGCCAAGCCUGUUCCCAAUAAGCACUUAUCCCUAGAGAGGAAGGUUCCAAAGACAAGUCCGAAGCCUUGCGUAGCUUCUCUGCACACGCCAAAAGAAAGGCAUGUUGUUACACCUGAGGUACAGAAAAGCGCUCCACCCCCUCUUCCGAGUCGGCCGGCCGUUGGGUUCCCCAUUACUCGAAUUGGUGGCCGCAAACGCCUCACUGCAGAGCAAAAGAAGCGCUCUUACUCCGAGCCAGAGAACAUGCAUGAAGUAGGAUUGUCACGAGGCGAGGACUCGCAGAAAAGGACUGCUCAGCAAUUUUUCAUACCUGAGACCAGUGUAGCAGACAGGUGCAAACUUUUUGAAAUGGCAGCUACGAAAAGCACAGGCCCCAGCCUCAGUAUAGCCCAUUCUGAGCUUAAACAGAUACAACAGGAUGCCUUGGCUGAGUACAUGGAACGCAAGACCGGUCGACGGUCAUCUUUGCAAAAUCGCCCCACCAGUGCGUACAUGCAGGCCCCCUGCCCUGAUUCCACGAGUGUAUGUGCAUCUGGUUUUCUGUUCAGUCAGGAGCAAGGUUUCCAUUUUACUACAAUUUCUGACAGUCAGAAAGGGACGAACCAUAUGAUGUACGCCAUUCCCUCCAAUCUAAAGCGCACCGUGCACCCAAAUGUAGACUCGUCUGAAAUGGCAUAUCUGGAAUCCUGCAGUAAUAAUCCAACGUCCUUCCACAAGGACAAAGAUCCUCUAAAACAACCUUUUAGUGACGAGAGGGAGCUACAUAAGCCUGGUCGCGUUGCUUCUUCUGUGCCUGUCCAGAAUCAGUUACAUUUGCAGAACCAGGAAGAAACCUUUGAGAGGGUUGCACCCCCAAGGAAUUCUGGGAAGUCUGCCUCAGCGGAGGACUUGUUACGUUGCCCUGAGGAAGAGAGGGCGGUUCCUCAACACUACAGGUCUCGGUCUUCGCCCUCUAUGGAGAAGCAUUAUAAGGAUUUAACUGGAGCGGAUCACGCAGCGUUUGGGGUCACCUCAAGGCAUCCUUUGUUUCUUAAUCCAAGUGAUAGCAGACCCGUGAAGGAUGUAGACCAGAAGCAGACUGCGGUCCCCCUGGACGGAGAUAAGAGGUCCUUGCUCAGAGUGGGUCUGUCCCCACCCAGCGCCCUGGCCGUACACGGCGAGAAGCCGAAGCCCACGGAGCGGCACAGGGUGCUGAGUGCCGCCGGCCUGGCAGCCUCCGUUGGCCUGCCCUGCUCCUUCGCUCCCCCACCCCGCACUGCUAAGCUGAACUGGCAAACUGAUAAGAGCCCAUGCCAGGCUACUCUGGAUACCUUUGCACGCAAUACAUUCCCCUUCCUAGGGCAGGAUGGUAAGCCCAGUGCUGAGAGCCAGGCUGCUUUGGCAGCUUUGACAAGCUCCUCAGACACCAGCGUUCCUCAGGAAGCAUCAGAGGAGGAGCCCAGCUCAAAGAUUCCUGCCGUGCCAAAUACACCCAGUGCAAUGGGUGCCGCCGCACUGCAGAACCUCCUUGCUGGUGUAUCCUGCAGCACCUCGUCUGAGUUAGAGAGCCCCCCCGCAACACAGCCACAGCCCCUCCUCUCCCUGUGCAUUUCUGAGUCGAACCUCCAAGCGUCCCCACCCUCCUUGUCCUUCAAGGAUGUCGUCGUCGAUGAUGAUGUGUUUCUCGAGGAACACAUCUGGCCUUCUCGCCGUACACCCUCCAUUCAGGACACGGACAUCAAAGAGGGCGUUCCUCCACCAAUCCCUGCGUAUCCACCUGCAGGGGAUGGGUUAGGUAUUAACACCAUCAACAGAAGAUCGGUUGACAGGGACCUGGCUGAAUACCAUCCCUUCCUCCCUGCCCAAGCUGAGAACACAGAUUCCCCAUCCAAGGCCAUCUUACGAAGUCCAAGCGUGGACGGGGAGACCCGUGUCGCUGCGGAGAGGCAGAACAGCAUCGAUGAGCAGGAGGCGCUGCAGGAGAACCCAGUGCUGUGCAGGAGGGAGCGCUCGGCCGAGGAGGUGCGGGUGGAGGCCCUGGCACAGAUGUUACUGUCUAAAGACAAAUCCCUGACUCCCGUCCUGGGCACAUGGGCAGUGAAAAAUACUAUGGACUUGAUGGAGGAUAUCUUCCCCACACUAACCCCACCAUUACGGCCAGAGAAGACAAGUGCACAGAUGGAGGAUAGAGAAAAAAUUUUGUGUUUGACCCUAAACAGAAAGCAAGAGCCUGACAAGGAUCUACAGAAUAAACCCAGAGGGAUGGAGACAGAUCUGGAUAAGGAAGAAGAAAAUCUAAAGCAAAAAAAGACGGAGCUGGUGGAGGCCCUUACUGUCAACAUAGCAGCUCUGCGGGAGGAGAAGGCAGGCCUGGCGGAGGAGCAGAGGAAAUUCAGUGCACUGGAGGGUCACCUAGAAGCCCUGAUACAGGAGUGCUGUAAGCCCAGUGAGCAGGACAAGUACCACAUGUUUGUCGGCGACUUGGACAAGAUCGUCAACCUGCUGCUGUCACUGUGCAGCCGGCUGGUGCGUGUGGAGAACUCGCUCAGGGGCCUGGAGGAUGAGGAUGCGGAAGAUAACGUCAAGGAGAAGGAGAGCCUUCAGCUGAAACAGCGCCAGCUGCGGGCUCAGCACCAGGACGCCCGUGAGCUCAAGGAGAACCUGGACCGGCGGGAGCGCGUGGUGUUCGAGAUCCUGGCCGGUCACUUCGGCAGACAGCAGCUAUGUGACUACCAGCGUUUCGUUCAGAUGAAGCCGGCGCUGCUGAUAAGGCAGAGGUGCCUGGAUGACCUUAUCAGAGAGGCGGAAGAGCAGCUGCAGAGCGUGACAGAGAGACUACUGUCUGAGGGUCACGUCCCCAUCCAGGAAGGGGGGGUCACCUCUGCCGCUGUGUCUUCUUCUGCACGUACCCCUACAGUCACCUCACUCUGACCCCUACUGGCUGUGCCUCACCAUUACACCCCCUGCCGUCACCACUGCUGAACUGCUUUUAACGUUAACCUGAAAAAACAGAACUUUUCCACCUGUCACCUAAUUUUUCCAUUGAAAACAUAUUUAGAAAUUAUUGAACAAGCCACUACAUGUGUCAAAGCCUGUUUGUGUACCAGUUCUAGCUUUAGUUGUUUAUCAUCUUGAAUAUUUGUUUAUGCUUGAAUGCACUGCUCAGUUAAAGCUUAUGCUCAAUAAAAAAAGUUUAUUUUUGCAGAUGUAGGGGUUACUUGAUUAUCUACUGUAAAAAAGUUAAUACCAUUAAAAGCUAUGCAGGAAUUUAUCUGGAAUUACUUGUCAGGAUUUAUGAUAUACAACAAAAUUAUGAACUUAUGGCAAAAGAACCCCUGUUAAUCAGAUUGAUAAAUUUGAAAAAUCA
Messenger RNA from Paramormyrops kingsleyae, 8178 nucleotides. It is a transcript of the gene shroom3, whose product is annotated as shroom family member 3. Lineage: Eukaryota; Metazoa; Chordata; Actinopteri; Osteoglossiformes; Mormyridae. The record is from RefSeq and is a predicted model, not a curated record. Gene Ontology annotation, biological process: actin filament organization. Gene Ontology annotation, molecular function: actin filament binding. Gene Ontology annotation, cellular component: cortical actin cytoskeleton; apical junction complex; apical plasma membrane.